AUGCUGACACUGCACUUGGAGCUGGCAGCAAAAGUUCGUCCUCAACCAGCUGGCGCCAGAGCCAGUGAGCGACUAAGCGACUUCAUGAUGCAGGUAGCACUCUUGCUUUCUGUCUUUGGCACAGCCCUGGCUGCACGUAUGGGCGAAGCAUCAGCGCAGAGUGAGAAGCCUCUUUGGGAGAAUGAGCAAUUGCUUAAAGACUAUCAAAACGCCUGGAAAAGCCUUGAACAAGCAGACAACGUGACUUACGUACUCGCCAAGGCAACGUACGAAAAUGACACUGGAUCAUGGGGUCAACAAUUCAAGUGCCUGUCAGUGCAAGAAACAAACAAGAAUACGACAGCUUACACAGUUACAUCUGUUUUCACGUUCAAAAACGCGUCUAGCGGGGAAGAUUAUUACAAUGUAAGCGAAACCGUGCAGGCCGUAUCCAGCAAUGGCUACAGCCAGACAAGGAACGCAAUCCGCUACCUAGUUAAUAGCCAACAAAACUUCACAGACCCUCUCAUCUUUACUGAUGGACAAGUGUGCGAUGUUUUCUCCGUGCCUUAUCAACAAAAUGGGUGCGAACUCUGGGUCAGAAAGGAUAAAUGGAGCAGCAUUCCAGAUUGCUGCAUGUUCGUGUUCAAUGUAUUCUGUGCGCAAGGAAAAACAGUUUACGAUAAAUACCCCGCAGAAUGCACUGCUACUCAAAAAGAGUGACUUAUGUGACCACUACUCUUAAACACCUCAGUUUUUGUAGCCGGUAGCAUGUAGUUAAAGAUAAUAAAAGCUUAUUACAUUGCAGUUGCUU
Molecule: messenger RNA, 793 nt
Organism: Dermacentor andersoni
Lineage: Eukaryota; Metazoa; Arthropoda; Arachnida; Ixodida; Ixodidae
Product: male-specific histamine-binding salivary protein-like
Biological process (GO): symbiont-mediated perturbation of host defenses
Molecular function (GO): amine binding
Source: RefSeq, a predicted model, not a curated record